AUGCCUCCCAGAAGAAAACGCCACCAGACAUCCCAGAAAGCCCAGCUGCUAUUCCACCAACAGCCUGUGGAGGGCCCCAGACACCUCUAUAGAUCGCCACAGCUUCCCAUCACCCACACUAGACAGGUGCCCAGCAAGCCCAUUGACCACAACACCAUCACUUCCUGGGUAUCACCUCAGUUUGAUACAACAGCAGAAAGCUGGUUCCCAGCCAACAGGAAAGGGAAGCAUCAUCACCGAGACCAGGCAAGACGUUCCGAUCGAAAAUCUGCCACCUCCAAGUUUCCACAUCUAACAUUUGAGAGUCCACCAUCUUCUUCCAGUUCAGCCACACUCGGAGGCCCCUUAAUCCAGCAGUGCCCCAAUCAUUCAGUAAAGGACAUUUCCAAAAGGCCCUUAGUUCCAAUGCUCAGCCCCCCAAGCUGUGGGGAAAUGUCAACACAUGCACUUCAAAACUUACCUUAUAUGUUCAUUGCACCUGAUAUCCAGACCCCAGAGUCAUCUCCUGUGAAGCAAAGGCUGCUUGCCCCAGAUCAUAAGGAAAACAGCCUGCCAAGCAGUUCCCUUCACUCUAGCACUUCUGAGAGCCCAGAGCCUGGGCCUGUUCUGGUUAAAGACACCCCUGAAGAGAAGUAUGGGGUGAAGGUCACGUGGAGGAGACGACGGCACCUGUUCACUUACCUCAGGGAGAGAGGGAAGCUCAGCAAAAGCCAGUUCCUUGUGAAAAACUGA
Pipistrellus nathusii (Nathusius's pipistrelle) is the source of this 732-nucleotide messenger RNA. The record is from the annotation of a GenBank genome assembly. NCBI's taxonomy places the organism in Eukaryota, Metazoa, Chordata, Mammalia, Chiroptera, Vespertilionidae.